Messenger RNA from Amblyraja radiata (thorny skate), 2757 nucleotides. Its product is annotated as protein Wnt-11b-like. NCBI's taxonomy places the organism in Eukaryota, Metazoa, Chordata, Chondrichthyes, Rajiformes, Rajidae. Gene Ontology annotation, molecular function: cytokine activity; frizzled binding. Gene Ontology annotation, cellular component: extracellular region. The transcript is spliced from 6 exons. The record is from RefSeq and is a predicted model, not a curated record. The coding region runs from base 699 to 1763 and encodes 354 amino acids. Gene Ontology annotation, biological process: multicellular organism development; cell fate commitment; neuron differentiation.
AAAUAGAGGCAACCUUUGAGAUUGGACUGGGUAGGAAAGGCAUUUAAAAAAAACUCCUGAUGGGGAUACGUGAAUUUCAAAGAGAGCCCGAAACACAAUGACAAAUGUCCUGGCGAAGUAUCCCGAAGCAAACCCGGAGGACGGGGGUGUGUAUUGGCCCAGUCCGAGAUUAAAAUGAAUAGGAAUCCCGUCUGUCCCUUUACGCUUUGAUGUCCAGCUGCCGGCAGCUCCAUUCAUUACACCUGAAAUCCACAUCGUUGGCGAGCAGCGGGGACGGCCGCGUCAUGCUCGGCUAUAAAGCAGCCACUUGCGGGCAGCUCGCUAACUCCAAGAGAGAUCUUGCUGCAAGCUGGACGGGUUCCGAGCACAAGAAGCAGGACUGACUGGGUGGAAAAUAAAAUUAACAUAAGCACGCGUUAAACAGAGAGAGGAGGAGAAGAAACGCAUGUACUUUGGGAUUAAAGCGCGCUGUGUUUGACAACAAGGACUCGAGUAAAGGACUUUAGUAAAACCAGCCAAGCCCACAGCGGAGGGCGACCUGCCUCAGUCCGAAGAAUUUCUGCCCCCUCCCCGUUCGUCUUUUUGACUUCGGACAGUUUCACCAACUCGCCCCGAGGAAGGCAAGGUCUUGGCAGGAACGGGCGAGCUUGGCAGCUGGGUGACGGCGCUGGUUAUCUGGCUGUUUUUUUCGGUGGGGAAUGGGAUUGGAGAUGGUUGUUUGGAUUGGCUGCGGUAUCCUGGUGCUGCUCCAGUGGCGACUGUGCAGCGCAAUCCACUGGCUUGGCAUAGCGGUGAGCGGCGCAGCUUUGGGCUGGAACCAGACUCAACAUUGUAAAGUGGCGUCGUGUCUGGUGCCGGAUCAGAUGCAGCUCUGCCGGAGGAACCUGGAGCUCAUGCACAGCACAGUGUUCGCGGCCAAGCAGACGUGGCUAAUGUGCCAGAACACCAUGGCCGACAUGAGGUGGAACUGCUCCUCCGUUCAUUUAGCGCCCCAUUUCAAUCCGGAUUUAAACCGAGGAACAAGGGAGUCAUCCUUUGUCUACGCCCUCUCCUCUGCUGCCCUCAGUCACUCUAUCGCCCAGUUCUGUGCCUCGGGGGAGUUGCCCACUUGCUCCUGUGGUGUGAUCCCAGCAGAGGUAUCGGGGCCUGACUUCAGGUGGGGCGGCUGUGGAGACAACCUCCGCUACGGACUGCAGCUGGGCUCGGUCUUUGCAGAUGCACCAAUGAAAGGAGGUAGGACUGGAACUCAGGCCAACAGGCUGAUGAACAUGCACAACAAUGAAGUCGGCAGACAGGUGUUGAUCGAUUCAUUGGAAACCAAAUGCAAGUGCCAUGGUGUUUCUGGUUCCUGUUCGGUGAAAACCUGCUGGAAGGGAUUACAGGGUCUACACAAAAUUGCUAUGGAGCUGAAAGCCAAGUACCUGGCAGCCACCAGAGUGAUCCACCGUCAUGUCGGCACUAAGAAGCAGCUGGUGCCUAAAGAGCUGGACAUAAGGCCAGUGAGGGAGAGCGAGCUAAUAUACCUGGCGGGCUCACCUGACUACUGUACAGCGAAUGAAAAACAAGGCUCCUAUGGCACUCAAGAGAGGCAAUGCAACAAAACGUCGCUGGGCAGUAACAGCUGUAACCUGAUGUGUUGUGGCCGGGGAUAUAAUGCAUACACAGAGACGAUUAUUGAGAGAUGCAGCUGCAAAUAUCACUGGUGCUGUUACGUAACGUGCAAAAAGUGUGAAAGGACUGCAGAGAGAUACGUGUGUAAGUAACUCCCAAGGAACCUGCAGGACAAAAAGGCAUCAUAGCACUGCAAUAUCUGAGGACAUAAACAAUAGGGUAUGAUUUAAAAGCCUGGAGACUGGUUGCCAAAGUAAGACCAAUGUUCCUUGAAUACUACUGGGAAAACGAGUGGAAUUGAGAUUAAAAUUUCUAUUUUGAAAGAAAAGGAGUCAAAAUCAAGAAGUCAAGAGGAAGGACUCUUUGUGUAUGCCCUCUCCUCUUGCUAAUUAUCUUCAAAAGGUUGGCGAAUGGGCACAUCUUCAAUUGUCGCAAAGAUUCCUUUGUUCCCUUGCUGUGUUCGGUGAGCUGGCGGACAGCCUAAAGGCUUGUGAGCACAAGUGCCAGUUAUAACCGAGAAAGGAGAAUGGAAAUGAGAAACGAGCUGUGAUCAAUAAUGAUCGAUUGGUGAAGAACGAGGAAGUGAUGAAUAAAAGCCCAGUCAAAAGAAGUGCUGCUUACUCUGGGAAACAUUAAACGGGCCACACACCCUACAGCACGGAGACAAGCAAACGCUGCACUGGGACACAUCCCCACUAAAUCCUGACAGUGACAUUUUCAGUACAGCACAAGAGAUCCCAAAGAUACAGCACACUCUCCAUCUUGUUGGGAAUAUAAUUUGAAGACUGAUAAAAUAUGUUAAAUUCCAAUGUGUUGGAGCCAACUACAGUGUAUAAUAAAUGUGCCAGCCUACCACUUGAUAAAGGACAUGGUUGUAAUGUUGUAAAGCUUCCAGUGUUCUGUCAGUUCUUAUUUAUAGAUGUGAUUUUUGUGGGGGGUGGGGGUGAGGUGGGAGAGAGCAUGUUUUUCACAUAGGCUGAAGCAGCCAGUUUUGGUGAGGAUAUUGUUAAUAUUCUCACAGGGAGUUUUGCCAUAUUAACAGUUUCAGGAUUGUUGCAGCCAAAACAUCCCUCCACUCUGUGUUUUUGUAAUGUCUGCUUAUUUAUUUUGCUAAAUAAAACAUUUUUAAAAGUUCUGUGAAAUAUU